Phragmites australis (common reed) is the source of this 885-nucleotide messenger RNA. RefSeq lists its product as uncharacterized. The transcript has 2 exons. The coding region runs from base 183 to 515 and encodes 110 amino acids. The record is from RefSeq and is a predicted model, not a curated record. NCBI's taxonomy places the organism in Eukaryota, Viridiplantae, Streptophyta, Magnoliopsida, Poales, Poaceae.
AGAAAUGAAUCCCGGGCAGCGGCGAAUCCUGCCCGCGGGCAAGCCACCCCAGUAUAAAGCGAGCGGUAUUCACCCAGCAACGCAGUUUGCCGCUCUCGGCACCUCGCCUCCCUUGUCCAUCUUCCUGACUAUCCGCCAAUUUUUCUCUUCCGUGACAGGAAAGUGAACAAGAGGCGGGGCUAAUGGCGUCCAACUACGUGGACACCGCGGUGGAGGAGGGCAGGUUCCACGGCCACGGCCACGGCCACCACCACCACAGCACGACGCCGACCGGCGCGGGAGCAUCUCCGUCUCCGAAGACGAUGAGGAGGAGCGGGUCGUCAGCGUCAUCUGCCCACGGCUCCGGCCACGGCACCGCUCCCAAGUGCGUCUGCGCGCCGGCCACGCACGCCGGGUCCUUCAAGUGCCGCCUCCACCGCAGCGGCUCCCACGGCCACCCGUCGUCACCUCCCUCCUCGGCCACCGCCGUCGUCGCGGCGCCGUCGUCGUCCUCCCGCACCGUCGCGGCGCAGUGACACAACGCAGGCGUCGAUCCCUCGGAAACAAGAAACGCCCAGCAGCAAGAGGAGAGAAGAAAAAAAGGGAAAGGAACACACUACUACAUGUCACAAGAAAGGGAGCUUAUUUGUUCCUCCCUUGAUCUUGAUGCCGUUGGAAAAUUCUACAUUUCCUUUCUCUUUUUCCCCUCGUCUUUUUUGUUGGGAUAAUCGAUCUCCCUCGAAUGGCCUUCCCUCCAUGAGAAGAAAUUCCCUGCUUCCACUAGGCACCCCUGUCACCUGCUUCAGUCCACCCUCCACUGAAAUGGAACAAAUUCUAACCGUACAAUAUGUGUGAUGGUCUUCUCUUAUGUAAUUACCAUUUCAGUAAAAUCCAUGUUCCUUGCAA